CAGUAAUUAUCGAGCGCGUUGUUUUUCCGAGUCGCUCAGCUUCUUCCGGAUUCCACAAAAUCCUGCUCUGGACUAGCCACAGAAAAUAAAUACUCGGACGUGCGGUGAAAUAAAUAAAAAUACAAAAAAUCAAUAAACAUUCGAUCAUGUAAUCACUUAACGCAACUCCGUGCGCAAGAAUCCUGCAAAUUGCAAUUUCUUUCAAUAGUUACAACAUUAUUGUGGAAUGCGGUCGAGCGUUAUCGCACGAGAAAAUUCUCUCCCACGCAUACGCACGAUCCUAGGGCGCGUCAACGUCACAAUAAAUGCCAUUGUAUUCCCUUCGAUUCGAAAAAUCCGGUGAAAUCACUUCGAAAUUCAGUUUUACAAGUACUGCCCAAUCAUGCUUAAUGACUGGGAAAUUAUCCGUCAUCGUGAUUCCAGUGACACGUUCGAAACAUCGAGAGACACUUGCUACUUUUAUGCAACUUUGUGUAAUAAACAUGAAUCAACGUUUCACUAUCGUCCGAGUAAAUAAUAAAGAGGCUUCGAGGACCAGGAAGCGAACAGAGCGAGGGACCGCAACGGCGAAGAAGUGUCUUGGGGGGGAAAAGCGUUUCGAGUGUGUUUGCAUCGAAAAAGUUCCUGACGCGAGCAGCACGAACGAGAGGGAAAAAUCGAACGCCAAGUUCACGGUAACACCGAAAGAGUCGUGGAGCGACAACGCUUAAAAUCAUCGUUACGAAGGAGCAAAGAAAGAGUGAGAAAACGAGGACAUCUUGAUUCAAGUCCGUCCAAGGAUAAAUGCACACGGUUGAACGUCCUCGAUGACCGUGAAAGUUCGCAAAAAGUGAUACGAUUAUAAUAAUAGUAAUAAUAAUAACGAUAGUAAACACAUUUCCACCAUACUCGAGUUACCUGCUGUGAGUGUUGAAUUAAUCCAACAAUAUAAUAAAAAACGAAACAUAAUUUCGGGAUCAAAUGUGUGUACGAAGGUGAUAAGAAGAAAAAGAAAAAAAAAAUCAUUGAAACCCAUCGGUGUUCGAUUCCCACGAAAUAUUGGGAUUGUUUUUUUAAGUUAAAUUGUAAACGGUUCGUGCGGGUGAGAAGAAAAAAAUCGCAUUUCGACAAGGCCUUAAGGGGAAAAAGGAGAAAACUGCACAUUCGAUAAUUAGAGUGAAUAUCUCGCUCUUGCAAUAUGAGAUUGGCAAAUCGUCAGCAUCCACUUCAUUUGCAAGUAACACGAACCAACAAUGGAAAGUUCCUGGUCAGCCCGAACGGGCAACAAGACACCAACAAUAAUCGCCCCCAACAGCACCAACAAACGGCCAACUGCGACGAAGCCAGCGCCGUCGUAGCCCCUAACGUCGCUUUCCCAAACUUCGAAACCGUCUCGACACCUCCGCAAGGCCCCACCAUUCUCGGCAACAGAUUCCUUCUCGUUGGACCCACCGAGGGCAGCACUCUCUAUCGCGGCGUCGAUGUUGACACCGGCCAACAGUUGAUCGCCAAGGCAUUGACAGCGAGUGACCGGGGCGGCGACGCGCUGUUAAGGGCUCAUUUACGACUGGAGGGGAGCGGGGCGGCGAGCUCCGUAGCAGGAAUCGUCGAUGCUCCCGGCGGUCGUCGUUAUCUUCUUCUCGAGGGUCACCACGGUGAUCUGCACGCCUACGUGCGGGCGCGGAGAAGAUUGCGCGAGCCCGAGGCCAGACGGCUCUUUCGUCAGGCGGCAAAAGCUGUUGCGAUAUGCCACGAGAAUGGCGUCGUUCUCAGGGAUCUCAAGCUACGAAAAUUCGUCUUUGCCGAUGAGGCCAGAACUCGUCUACGUCUGGAGAGUCUCGAGGAUUCAGUGCUGGUGGACGAGGACGAUGACAAGUUGACCGACCGUCGGGGUUGCCCGGCUUACGUAGCGCCGGAAGUACUGAGAUCAGGUCGAGCCUACUCGGGCAAAGCUGCGGACGUUUGGUCGCUAGGUGUGCUGCUGUACACGAUGCUGGUCGGGCGUUAUCCGUUCAACGACGCCGAGCACGCUUCCCUCUUCGCUAAAAUAUCGAGAGGCCAUUUCGUGGUGCCGGAAGUACUUGGCAAUCGAGCCAAAUGUCUAAUAAGAGCUUUAAUGAGGAGAGAACCCAACGAGAGACCCCAGUCCGAGGAUGUUCCGCGUCAUCCGUGGCUCUCGAAGCCUCUCCGAGGAUCAACCGCCUCGAACAACCCUCGCACCUCCAAUAUCAACGAUCAAAUCGUUCCCGAUUUGACAACCAACUCCACCAACAUCUCUCAAGACUGAUUUACGAAACAAACAAACAAAUAGGACCCAGACAAACGAUUUAUUAUGAAAUAAUUCAAAAAAAAAUCAUCGUCGUUGCUAUGUCAUCGAACGCCUCAUUUUUACGUCUGAUUAUGACAGUGAUAAUAAUAAUGAUAACGGUCAAUGUCGUCUUCGAUAGUAAUUGUCAUUAAAUUCGUUUCCAUUUACAUUUUUUGAGCUUUUAUUAGUCACUGCGGGGGAGAAUCGUUCGAUUGGACAAGUUUUGUCCCGGAAUUGACUUUUUUCAAAUUCUUCUCAAUUAUCAACGGUUUAUCAAGCUUAACAGUAGAUUUUCUCAAAUAAAUAUUACGAAUCGUGUACUUUGAUCUUGUUCGUACGCAUAUUUCCGGAGUCAUGGCAUUAUUACGAAAGACUUUGAAAUUGUUGGGGUAUUUCGAGCCCCGUACCGCGACGAAGACUUCGUUGUCGGUCGUACCGUUAUUAUUAUUAUUAUUGUUAUUAUUAUUUUGUUGCGAAAAAAACGAGACAAAUUCCAAUUCGAUUGGGAAUUCCAAAGCUGCAUUGUAAAGAAAUGGAGAAAAAACAGUUCCGCGUCUCGCCCGACGCUGCCGUUUCGAUUGAAUCAUAGAAUUCAAAAUUGUCGCUUUCACGAAGCAAUCUUGUGUGAAAAAUUAUUGAAAUGAAUUUUGUAAACUUAUUCUGAAAUUUCGUUUAAACGUCGCUUGCAAACUUUAGUUUCCUCAACUAUUCGAAUUUACUUCGCUUUCGGACUCCGAUUUCGGGGAGCUAAAAUUAUUAUUUUUUUUUCGGAAUACACUUCUUGUUUGAUGUUCCUACGCUACGAUACAACUCCUCAGUUUCGCGUCGCUUUUUGCAACUAUCCAUUAAUCUUCUGGCGAACAUUGCGUUCAUUGAGAUUCUUCGAACUCGGCUCCGAGCGAUUUAUGGAGGGAACGCUGUUCCUGCUGCCUUGUAUUUUGUGCGUGUGUAUAUAUCUCGAUAAGUACUUUGUUAUUUGUUGGAAAAAUUGAAAAUUACGGUACGAACUCGUCUCGAAAACCACACAAUUGAGCGCACCGGAAGUUUGUGACUUUCGUCACUGUUUUUCAAUUUCUCCAGCAUUGACGCGCAUCCUUCCUGUGUAAGAGCGAGCGAAACUCGUGCCGCUACCGACCGAACCUAAUCUCAUCGACCAGUUUCCACCGCAAAGCUGUUUUCAAACACCAAAAACUCGAUUUGUCUAAAUAUUAUGACAAACACAGUUUCCACAUCGGGUUCGGUCGGUUACGCGAAUAUCGAUGUCUAGUUGUACAUAUGAAUAUAAAUCUAGAAUAGAAACACAAUAAUCGUUCAAGUUUCGAUCUGAAAACGCAAUAUUCGCCGGUUUUCCUGUUCCAUUUCGUACCGUUCUCAGCGGACAGCGUUAAGGUAUAAUUUUCGAGGAAAAUGGAAGGCGGAAAGAAUCCAUGAACGUUGUAGACUCUAGAGAAACAAUGUGAAACUGCAUAAUUGCGAAUUUCGAAGUCUUUUUGCCUCGUGACGAACGAGCGGACCGUAGAGCUCUCGAAAAUGACAGCUUCCUUUAUAACAAACGGAGGAAACACGCUCGUGUUUCUUCUUUGCUUAUAAGAAGACUGUAAGAUGUACAUAGAAGUGUUCGAUUCACCAAUUCCUAUAUCAAAAUAUUUGUUCUUAUUGCAAGUGUCGAUAAUAAGAUAAAAAAAACGCGAUGUAAAUACCUACGAACGAAUAAAUAUCGUCGGCGAAAUUUA
This is a messenger RNA of Venturia canescens, 4020 nucleotides long. It is a transcript of the gene trbl, whose product is annotated as tribbles homolog 2-like. Gene Ontology annotation, biological process: regulation of MAP kinase activity; protein phosphorylation; positive regulation of proteasomal ubiquitin-dependent protein catabolic process. The record is from RefSeq and is a predicted model, not a curated record. Gene Ontology annotation, cellular component: nucleus. NCBI's taxonomy places the organism in Eukaryota, Metazoa, Arthropoda, Insecta, Hymenoptera, Ichneumonidae. The transcript has 4 exons. Gene Ontology annotation, molecular function: mitogen-activated protein kinase kinase binding; protein kinase activity; ATP binding. Bases 1178 to 2266 code for a protein of 362 amino acids.